Molecule: messenger RNA, 2270 nt
Organism: Mytilinidion resinicola
Lineage: Eukaryota; Fungi; Ascomycota; Dothideomycetes; Mytilinidiales; Mytilinidiaceae
Product: CBS-domain-containing protein
Exons: 4
Coding region: 119-2110 (663 amino acids)
Molecular function (GO): protein binding
Source: RefSeq, a predicted model, not a curated record
GGGUGGUGCUUGACCUUACCGCUUCACCCGCUCUCGAAUAGGAUCGCUUUCAUACACCCCUCAGACAGCAAAUUCCUGCGUGCGCUGGCAUUUGUUGCAUCUCUGUUUCACCUUCGCCAUGUCUGCCACCGGCACGUACAGGAGCACGCCCAAGGCCCGGGGACAGGUCCCUUUUACCAACAGUCCCUCGGGCAUCCCUCGACCAGCCCUCGAGUCCCACACAACCCAGAGCGAUGCCGGCACGUCAACUCUCAGUGCUAGUCGGCAGAAGCAGACCAAGAGAGAUGAGGCCAUCCGGAGAAAGAUUGAGACGGACCUCAAUAAAAAGAAGAACCCGUCAGGACGCGUCCGUCCCACGCGAAAAGCACCUCCAGGAACCGUCCUUGCCCUAAAACCGAGUCCUGCCCUUCAGAUCAAACCCUCGACUACUGUUGCGGAAGCCGCCCAAUUGAUGGCAGCGAAGCGUGAAGACUGCGUUCUUGUGACAGACGACGAUGACCGGAUUGCGGGAAUAUUCACAGCAAAGGAUCUUGCCUUUCGAGUUGUCGGGGCUGGUAUAAGGGCUCGUGACAUUACUAUUGAAGAGAUCAUGACCAAGAACCCCCUCUGCGCCAAAACAGACACCAGUGCAACCGAUGCCCUGGACCUCAUGGUCCGGAAAGGAUUCCGCCAUCUCCCUGUAAUGGACGAGAACCACGAUAUCUCUGGCAUUCUGGAUAUUACGAAGUGCUUCUACGACGCUAUGGAGAAGCUGGAGCGAGCAUACAGUUCGUCUCGGAAGCUCUACGAUGCUCUCGAGGGCGUACAGGCCGAACUCGGCUCAAGCCAGCCGCAACAGAUCAUACAAUAUGUAGAAGCUAUCCGAAUGAAGAUGUCUGGGCCAACAUUGGAGUCCGUCCUGAAUGGACUACCACCAGUGACGGUAUCUGUACGAACAUCAGUCAAAGAAGCAGCUACGCUCAUGAAGGAGAACCACACGACGGCGGUGCUUGUUCAAGAUCAAGGUUCCAUUACCGGAAUUUUCACAAGCAAGGACGUGGUUUUACGUGUCAUUGCUGCUGGCCUUGAUCCGGCAACCUGCAGUGUGGUUAGGGUGAUGACGCCUCAUCCAGAUUUCGCCCCCAUGGACAUGAGCAUUCAAGCAGCUCUAAGGAAAAUGCACGAUGGCCAUUACCUUAAUCUUCCCGUAAUGAGCGAAGCGGGCGAGAUAGUCGGCAUGGUAGACGUCCUAAAGCUCACUUAUGCGACACUGGAUCAGAUCAACAAUAUUGGCACACAAGGAGACAGCGAAGGUCCUGCCUGGAACAAGUUCUGGCUGUCACUCGACAAUGAGACCGAGUCCAUGAUGUCUGGCGAAGGGGGUAGCCGAUUGCCUCACACGCCCGACGCCCGAUCGCUGAUGUCGCCGGAUCUGUCGCGUCCAGGCCAUAUGGAUCGUGGAGACAGCGUGCUGCCCAAUGAUUCUGCGUCUCAUCAUGGAGAUUCCCCUGAGCACUCGGCUUUCGCUGGUGCCCAGGCCAUCGCGCAGGAGGAUACACCAUUCCCGUUUAAGUUCAAGGCGCCCAGUGGUCGGGUCCAUCGACUCCAGGUCACCUCAUCUGGAGGAAUCGAAGACCUUAUCUCCCGCGUUGGCAGCAAGCUAGGCGCGGAGGUCGAUGCCAUUGGCGGUCUCCCAACUUUUGAGGAGGGCAAGCUUUCCAAGUCGGGAUUCGCUCUCAGCUACCUCGACAACGAUGGCGACACUGUGUCCAUCACCACCGACCAGGAUCUGGCCGAAGCAAUUGAUCUCUCCAUUGCGGCUCACCGAGACAAAGUGGAUCUCUUUGUUCAUGACCCUGAGAAGGCACCUAUUCAGGUCGUAGCUGAGCCGCAGCCUGCAUUAGCCAAGCCACCGACUCCCCCGGAGUCGGUAAUGAAGGAGCGCAAGAAAUUCUUCGACGAAGAAGAGGAGGCUGCCGAGCGCCAUGCCAGACACCAAGCCUCUGCACCAACUAAGCCAGAAGAGGUCAUUGCGGGUGUGCCAAACGAGCUCCUCCUACCCGGUGCCAUCGUGACGCUGGCAGUCGUGAUUGUGGCCGUCUUCGCGCUUGGCCGCGCCUCGAGCCGGUAGCGUUGUGGAGGUGAAUUCGUCUUGUGAUAUUCCAGUAGUGGCUAGUUGUUAGAGCGGGUUAUUUGUAAUUUGAUAUCCUAGGCGUGGUAGGUCGGCGGCUCUGGCAGCGAGCAAGGUGUACUCUAGAUCUAUAGUCCCUAAUCAGCCGUGAAUCUCUGUC